GCAGAUCAUAUGUAAAUACAACGGAAUAAAAAAAAGCCCUGAAGGCUGUGAAUCUGUUUGAUUAAAAGUCCAAUAUGAACAAAGUGGUUCAACCUCAAGUCGGAGCACAGCCAGGCGGAAUUGUGUGAAACACUGCUGUAACAUGAAGACUACCAGUGAAGGGCCUUUUUCAUGAACCAUGAGACGAAGCCCAAGGAGACCCUUGAUCCUCAAAAGACGGAAACUGCCCUUUUGGCCGAAUGAACCGGCAGCAGAUGAGUCCUGCAGCCAGACUGCUGCUUCAGCAUCCACAGAGACAUCCAAACCAGCUGCCGGCCAGGGCCUCAGUGAUGGGAUCCGCAUUAUUGACCACCCCUCCAUGUCCGACACCCAAGUGGUCGUCAUCCCCAGUUCGGCUGAUCUGCAGAGUGUCAUCGGUGCCCUGACAGCCAAGGGCAAAGAGUGUGGUGUCCAGGGCCCAAACAAGUUCAUCCUCCUGAGCGAGAGUAGCAGCCAGGGAGGUGAAGAAGGGAAAUCUGUUUCUGUGAGAAACACAUUUGUGAAACAAGUGAAAGCCAUACCGAACUCUCCUGAUGCUACACCCCUCACUGGGGUCAAACAAUUGAUUAAAGAUGCAAAUUGUGGUCCUCUGGAUGACAGCCUCACCAAUAUCCAGUGGCUGGGCAGGAUGAGCACAUGUGGCUUAGAAAGUGAUCUUUCAAAGCAGACGGCCGACAAGGAGAACCCGAUUCCAGCAUCGCAGCAUUUACAGGCACACAAAAUGCAGAAUGAUGCAGAAUCUGUUCAGCCGCCCAUGUCGGAGAGGCCACCGUAUUCCUACAUGGCCAUGAUCCAGUUUGCCAUCAACAGCAAGCAGAACAGGAAGAUGACGCUGAAAGAAAUCUACACGUGGAUCGAAGAACAUUUCCCCUAUUACAGAAAGGUGGCCAAGCCGGGAUGGAAGAACUCCAUCCGCCAUAACCUUUCUUUACAUGACAUGUUCAUUCGCGAGGCGACACCAGAUGGUAAAAUUUCUUUGUGGACCAUCCGCCCUGAAGCGAAUCGAUGCCUCACUCUGGAUCAGGUGUACAAGCCCGGCUGUGAUCCAAUGACCGCUCCCGUUUCUGUUCCAAUGCUUUUAUUUCCCCACCAACAACAGAAGAUGAUGAUUCCUGAUGCAAGAAAAACAAGUAGUUCAGAGAGAAAGAUGAAGCCUCUUCUCCCUCGAACUGACUCCUACUUGGUGCCCAUCCAGCUCCCGGUCGCCUCCCUCCCAUAUCUUCCAUCCUCGUCUGCGUCUUUCACCCCCAUCGCCUCUCAGCAGAAACAGAGCUCUUCCAGAGGAGUCAAGCGAGUCCGCAUAGCUCCUAAGGUGACGCAAAGCAACGUCCCAGCUGAGGCUGCGUCCACUCAGACGGACAACAGCCUGAAGGUGGAGGUCAAGGAGGAGCUGGUUUGUGUUCCGAUUCAAUGUGAGACUCCAAAAGCCCCUCCGAGGAAAGAAGCCAGCAGCUCUCGGCGCAAACAGCGCCUGGUUCGCUCCAUGACCGAGGAGCCCGUCCUCCUCUGCCCUGACAACACUUUCUUCGACUCCGGCGUGGCAUCCGACGCUUCCACCUUCCAGGAAACCAGAGACGCUGAGCUGGAGGAGAAGCCGCACGGACAGGAAAGCCCCGACAGGGAGUUCUCCUUCAAAACCCCAGUCAAAGGUAGCAGCCACCUGACCUCCUCCACCCCGAGCAAGCCCUCUUCAAACGUCGCACCCGAGCCCUGGAAAGUGACCCCCGUGGGGAAAGGGAACGCAAACGUCCUGGACUUCAGUCCUAUCCGCACACCGGGUGGUCCUGCCGUCACGCCGCGGCACGACUACACCACCUACAGCUUCAACUGCACGCCCUUUAAAGACUUGCCUCUGUUCGGCUCCCCGUGGAGGGAGCUGCUCCUGUACGCCCCCUCCAAAGCGAGCGGACCGGCGGAGUCGCCCAGCGAGAACCUCCAGAGCAGCUGCUCCAGAGAGCUGCUGCAGGCGGGGAACACCACGCCGACGAACCGCUCCAUCACGGAGGGGCUCAUCCUGGAUACCAUGAACGACAGCCUGAGCAAGGUUCUGGUGGACAUAAGCUUCUCCUGCCUGGACGACGACGACUUCGGCAUGGCCAACAUCAGCUGGUCCGAGUUCCUCGGUCAGUUAAAGUAGCCCGGAGGCUGACAAGUAUGACAUUGUUGGAUAUCCGAUUCUUUAGAAAAAACACUACAGGUGAGGAAAAACCACAGAAAAAAGCAAAGAGGAUGCAAAUUUAUGUAUCAAACACUCUACUUCCAAACCAAACACAGUGCCAUCCUCACAGAAAAUGGCUUUUCCUUCAAAGGUAGAGAGCUGAACUAGCUGUUAAAAGUCAAAUCCAUACAUUUUAUAGCCAAUGUUUAAUUCUUAGCCAGCAGGAGGAUAGCGGUGGAGCUCUUAGUGACCAUAACUUUACCACUUUAGUAAAUAUUCAGUGUGGUUUGUGGUGAUUUGGCCUUUUAAUUGGCAAGUAGCAGUUGUGACCCAAUGGAUAUACCUUAUUCGGUUUUUAAAGUAAUGGCACCUUCUUGUAGGUCUUGUUAGGUCAAAGUGGGGUCAGGCGAGGUGUUGCCUUAUGUGAAAUGUUUUCAUGUAUGUUUUGGUCUGUUUUGUUUUUUCUCCAUCUGAUUCUGGCUGCUAUGUCGAGCAAAGUAAGAUAAUUUCGAUAAAUGACAGAAGUCAUCUAAUGUAAACAGGUCGAAUUAACGGGCGCUUCCUUAAGAUUUCACAUUUGUAUCAGUUUCACGCUUGCUUGCCUUAACAUGUCGCGUCUUUUUCUACGUGGGAAAAACGCCACAGCGGCCCUUUUCUAUUGUCUCGUAACUUUCCCACAUGUCAUAUCCGUCUGUGUCAGCAUGAGAAUAGAAGUAUGUAAGCGAAUGCAUAUGUCGAUUUGCACAAUUUAAUAUAUGAUUUAGUGUUUUCUUCUAUAAAUGGAAAAGAUGUGUUUAUAAUUUGAGCUGUUGCUUCUCAAUUAUUUGGUUCCGUCAGCUUUGAGGACCCAAAUAAAAACGAGCAAAGGCUAAGUCAUACAGAUAGCACUAACAGCUAUAGUAUUGUGUCUGUAAGUUAAUUUUAGACUGGCAUCAUAACUUAUUUUCUUGAAUGUUCACAGUAAAUAUUCUUUAGGGUACCAGUGUCAACUUGGUACCAGCACAAGGGGCAACCCUGCAUGCAGUAACUUCACAUCAGCAGCACAUCAGGGAACUGAAUGCACAAUGUUUUUCUAUUUGUCUGGAGCAAACAGAAUUUUUAUUCUCCAACGAUGUUGAUCGUUAUGAAGCACAAACAUAAAGCUAGGGGGAGAAAAACAACUUGUGAUUUAGCUGUUUUUGCAACACCACCUUUGGAUGACUGUAAGGGUUCUUUUGUUUUCUGACGAUACCUCAAAAUAAUGUGUGGUUUCAAGAAUUGCACGUAAGGAUCUUCUUUCAGUUCAUCACCGUCGCCGAAUGCAAGAAACCGAGUUGCGGUUUUUGUUCCCACUUCUUGAAGUUGGUGCUUUUAAGAUGACAACAAAUGUUUCGGUUUCCACCUAAAAACAUCAGGACUUUUGUUAAGUUGUGCUUUUGACCAUGCAGUUGGGGCUGUCUCAGAUUAUUACUUUAUCGCUGUAAAUAGAUACGGUGCCAAUUCCACCACCUGACACGUGAUGGAGUGCAGUAAAGAUGCUUCUGUAUGUUUGAAUAAAAGAUGAAACUCUACACGGCCUGUGUGUUUUCAUAAAAAGAGCUUUAUUAGUUCCCGUAGACCUAUGUAAACAUAUCAGCAUCUUGAGCAAAACUUUAAACAUUUAAAAAACUAAUAAAAACUCAAA
Molecule: messenger RNA, 3860 nt
Organism: Cololabis saira (Pacific saury)
Lineage: Eukaryota; Metazoa; Chordata; Actinopteri; Beloniformes; Belonidae
Gene: foxm1
Product: forkhead box M1
Exons: 9
Coding region: 179-2176 (665 amino acids)
Biological process (GO): regulation of DNA-templated transcription; G2/M transition of mitotic cell cycle
Molecular function (GO): DNA-binding transcription factor activity; sequence-specific DNA binding
Source: RefSeq, a predicted model, not a curated record